UAAGAAGAACAGUAAUGAGAAAGCCCAGAGAAGGAGAACAUCUACGCAUAACAACAUUAACUGAAAAACCAAUAUUAAAAUAACUCAAGGGUCCGAAUGGAUGAGACAGAAAGGUACCAGCAGAGGGUGCAGGCCAUUGCAGAGAAGAGGCGAAUUAAGGAAGAGGAGGAGAAUGUCAGGAGGAAGACUGAGGAAGAACGCCUGAAACUUGCUCAACACAAGAGGACAGUUCUGAGGAAGCAGUGGCUGAUGGAUCCAACCCCUAGCAGUGCUGAGGAUCCUAAACUGCAGUCUGCCAUUUUGACUUCUCAAACAAACUCAGAGAGAGAGAUGAAAAAAGAAGUAGACCAAACUAAGAACAUGGAUAAAGAAACAUCACAGAUUGGGGAGAAUGAGCCUUUAAUUCAUUCUGCAGACAACAUAGAGAAGCCUGUCGAGGCCUACCUGGAAGAGGAGAAGAGAAACGUGCUUGAGGUGUUGGAGGUAGAAGUGAAGAGAGACCUGCUGUCACAAGCAUCACAUGAGCAUACAGAGGAAAAGAGAGAGGUAAAGACAGAAGAGCCAGCAGUUCAUCAUUUAGCAGUGGCUCUACCCCACCUCUCAUUACAGCCCAAUGUGACACCAAAUAAGGCCGAUGAAUAUUUAGCUGGUAGAAAAACAGAGUUAAUGAUGCCAGAAGGUGGCAUUGAGGUAGAGGAGGAUGAAUGGGAGAUGGUGAACUGUGGUCCAGAGGAAGGACUGGACUUGACACAGACUCAUACAGAUUCAAGCUUCGGUCAUGAAGGUGAUGCAGCAGUUCUGAAGGUGGCAGAGGUCCUUAUCCUGGACGAAGAAGAGGAACUAGAUUUUGGUGAAUCUAUGGUACUGAACAUUGUUGUGGCUAAGAAGUCUGAUCUCGAAGACACAUCCUGUGAAUCUCAGUCAGAGAGAAGCACAGAGCAAACAACUUCCGACGUUGCAUUAAAGACUCUUAGUUUUGAAGAGGGGCCACAUGACGAUACUAUAGCUGUCCCUUUGCAAGAGCUGCCCAAUGUGUCAGGUAUCAUUUCUGAAGAGCCUCUAGUAGUCGUAGAUUUAGUAGGAUCUAAACUAAAUCUACCACACAGAACAGAUAACACAGAACACACAGUGGACAAAGAUAUAUCUGCAACUAGAAUUGUAAAGGCAGAAUGUAAUGAGGCAUCGGGUCCUAAAUAUAAAUGUGAAGUGGUUGAGUAUUUCUCAUCAGAUAGAAAAAAAGAAAAAUCACCAGCCUUGUUGCAGAGAGCAAUGACUGGACAAAACGUUAAGCAAGAAUCAGAAACAAACAUGCUGAUGUCUCCCAGUGUAACUCCAAAUAGAGCGGAAACGGUUACCUCAAAAAAAAAAAGUAAGACUUGUCUUUGUUGCACUGUCUUGUAAAUCAUCACUCAAAGGUUUUUUCUUCUUUUAUUAUAUUCCAUUAUUCCAUUUCUCACUCUGAGAAAUCUGAAUUAUACUGUAGUAUAUGAGUACAGUUUUCUUUCUGCAUGAUCAGUACAAAAUAAGGUU
Molecule: messenger RNA, 1530 nt
Organism: Clarias gariepinus (North African catfish)
Lineage: Eukaryota; Metazoa; Chordata; Actinopteri; Siluriformes; Clariidae
Product: paralemmin-1-like
Exons: 7
Coding region: 97-1401 (434 amino acids)
Source: RefSeq, a predicted model, not a curated record